Molecule: messenger RNA, 6960 nt
Organism: Thunnus maccoyii (southern bluefin tuna)
Lineage: Eukaryota; Metazoa; Chordata; Actinopteri; Scombriformes; Scombridae
Gene: numa1
Product: nuclear mitotic apparatus protein 1
Exons: 25
Coding region: 155-6772 (2205 amino acids)
Biological process (GO): establishment of mitotic spindle orientation
Cellular component (GO): spindle pole; centrosome; spindle microtubule
Molecular function (GO): microtubule binding
Source: RefSeq, a predicted model, not a curated record
UCAUCUGACUGUUUAUUUCGUAGCACAAGUCCGUGUAGUGAAACGGAUGGUGUACGUUUCUUUUAAAGGACGACUAAAAACGUUACAGAGAGAAGUUGUUUUAAGUUAUUGGCUUCUAAGGUUGAAUUCCCUUUGAGAUAAAGGGUCAGCCAAGAUGACAUUCAAUCCGGGUAUUAAGGCUCUUCUCAGCUGGGUCAACAGCAUAAAACUGUCCGACCGAGAAAUUAAUAUCGACGAUUUACAAGAUGGGACACUUUUACUUAAAGUUGUUCAUAUGCUGAAAAAGGACCCCAACCCCUCCUUCAGUAAUUCCACUGAAGAUCGGUUCAAGAUUGUUGCUGACUUUGUGGAAAGAGAUUGCAGAUUUAAUACAGCAAAAGGCACUUCAUUAUCCUGGGACAACAUAAGAGAUGGCAUCAACCUAACAGUAGAAAUUGCAAAGGUGCUUUUGUUGCUCGUAUACCACGACAUGAUGAAUGACAGAUGUACACUAAACGCGUUGGAAUGCGAUGUGGAGCGAGAGAUUGCAAACCUGACUUGUAGUUUUGUGAUGGAGAGUGAGGGCUGUGUUUAUCUGAGCAGUGCGCUUGAGGCCUAUCUGGCAUUGAAACGUUUGCCUGUCGACAGUGAAAUAUUUGAUCGACCGGUAACCACCUCUACCUCCAAUGCGUCGUCUAGCUCUGUGUUCUCAGAUGACGAGUCCCCCAUGUUCCACCGCACACAGAAAAUCACAUUUGUGGACAUGCAAACAGUGGCCUCUUCCUCAGUCAGCAAUUCUCCUCUGCAAGAUAUUAUGAACACACCCAAAUUUCAGAUGAGGAAGAUGCAACGACAGAUGAUCAAGGAGAGAGACUACAGAGAUUUGUUGGAGAGGGAGCUGGCUAGCAAGUUAGCACUUGUUACACAGAAAGAAUCCCAUAUCAAUCAGUUGCAGUAUCGUCUGGAUAAGCUGAAAGGAGAACAAGAUGACAGGGAGCAGGUUGCCAGGGAACAAAUCAAUGAGUUUGAGACCAAGAACACUACGUUACAGAUGCGUAUUAAUGAGAUGUUAAAGCAAAAUAAAGACUUCAAGAGUAACUCUUCACUCAUGGAGCGUAAAGUGGAUGAGUUGACAGACGAGAAUGGUGUGCUCUCCUCCCAGAUGAGAGCAGUGUGUUCAGAGCUGUCCAUCUUUAAGGCUGAAGUUGACAGGCUGACAGAAACCCAAGCAUCUGAUCAGGAGGAGUGGAGAACCAAAACAGGACACCUACAGAAUGAACUCAACCAAGCUACCUCUCAAAAGGAGCUCCUGACUGAACAAAUUCAGAUCCUCCAGGGAAAGAUUUCCUGUUUAGAGGAAGAAAUAAGCAGGGCCACUAAGGAAGAAGUAGGAGAGAAUAUGGGGCCUGUAAUGGAGAGAGAAAUGUUGGAGAGUGAAAUCAACGAUUUGAAGAAUGACCUGGAGAGCACAAUUGGCUCCCUGAACAAGGCGGAGGUGGAGAUUCAGGCCAAAACACAGCAGCUCACAGAGUAUCAACAAGAAAUUACUCAACAGAAAGAACUCCUGGAGCAACAAAAGUCCCAAACUGAGGAAAUUAUUCAAGCUAAGGAUGAAAUUUUUGACAAGUUGCAAAAGGAGAUCGCUGAGCAGAGAGAAGUCCUUCAGCAAAAGAUCCAGGAUCUCAAGUUUCAACUUGAGCAGGUUGAGCUGCAGAAAACCGAGCAGACAGUCAGACUGCAACAGCAUGUUGCUGCUUGUGAACAGGAAAUUGAAAAACUAAAGGAAAUUAAGAAAGAGAAGGAAGACCUCCUUAACCAGACUGAAGAACGGGUGAAAGAUCUUGAGACAAAGUUAUCUGCUGUCAGUGCUCUUCUCGCUGAUAGAGAUCAACAAAUUGACAGUCUCAGAGAAGAAGUUGAUGUUCUUACAGAUGAAAACAAAAAAACCAAAGAUGAAAUUCAAGCCAAAGAGGAAAUGCUUGCCCAAUUAGUUCUGGAGAAAUCAAAUCAGCAAGAGAUUCUUCAGAAUAAAAUCCAGACCUUAACUGUCCAAGUGGAAGAUAUUAGCUCAUCUCUCAAACAAGCUGAACAGGAAAUUCAACUUAAGCAUGACCUUCUGGCUAAAACCCAAGAGGAGAAUAUCGAACAAAGGGAGGUACUCCAGCAACAGAUUAUAACCUGUGAGGAGGAGGCUCGGAAGCUAAAUGUAGAGAUACAGGUAAAAAAUGAGCAGCUUGUUAUCCUGACUAAUGACAGCUCCAAGCAGUCUGAAUUACUGCAGGAAGAGAUCAGAGGUCUAAAAGGCCAAGUAGAAAGUCUGCAUGACUCUCUCAGAAAGGCUGAGGAACAUGUUCAGUCUCAACAGGUGAUGCUUACAAAGCAGGAGCAGGAAAGCGUUCAUCAAAAAGACCUCCUGCAGCAACAACUGUCUGCUUCUGAAGAGAGGGUAAUUGGCAUGAAGGAGGAGAUCCAGACUAAAGAGGAACAGAUUACUUUGUUGAAAAAUCAGUAUUCAGAGCAGUCAGAACAACUACAUCAAGAGAUCCAAGGUUUAGAGAAGCAGGUGGAGAGUCUCAGUUCCUCACUGAAGAUGGCUGAGGAGAAUUUGCAGUCCAAGGAAAAUCUGUUUGCCAACGAGCAACUACAGAGUACUAAGCAUAUUGAGGUGCUCCAGAUGGACAUGGUAGCAUCUCAAGAUGAGGUGAAGAGACUAAACUCAGAGAUCCAUGCUAAGGAGGAGCAGUUAAGUCUGCUUAAGAAAGAGAGCUCUACACAUUCUGAAUUGCUACAGCAGGAGAUCGAAUGUCUGAAUAAACAAAUCAAAAGUAUGAGUGAUUCUCUACAAAUGGUCAAGGAUCAGGUUCAAGCCAAAGAAGAUCUGAUGGCCAAGCAGGAGGAGGAGAGCACUUUGCAGAUUGAGGCUCUUAGAAAGGAUAGUAUGGCCCUUGAGGAGGAGGUUAAGCUGCUGAGGGAGGAGAUCCAAACUAAAGAGGGACAGGUGAACUUGUUAAAGAACGAGAGCUGCAAGCAAACAGAAGUGCUACAGAAUGAGAUCCAAAGUCUCAGGGACCAGGUCCAAAGUUUGAGUGAAUCCCUGAAGACUGCAACAGAGCAAGUUCAGGCUAAAGAAGACUUCUUGGCAAAGAAAGAAUUGGAGAUUUCUCAGGAAAGAAAUAACUCUGAAGAGGAGAUAAAGGGGCUUAGGGGGCAGAUCGAGACUAAAGAGGAACAGCUCGUCACACUGAAAAAAGAGGGCUCUGUACAUUCUGACAUGCAACAGCGAGAGAUCCAAUCUCUCAAAAACCAACUAGAUGAUAUGUGUGUCUCUCUCACAAAAGCUGAGGAGCAGGUUCAGACUCAGCAAGCUUUGCUUACCAAGCAGGAGGAGGAGAGCACUUUGCAGAUUGAAGCUCUUAGAAAGGACAGUGCGGCCCUUGACGAGGAGGUUAAGCUUCUGAGGGAGGAGAUCCAAACUAAAGAGGGACAGGUGAACUUGUUAAAGAACGAGAGCUGCAAGCAAUCAGAAGUUCUACAGAAUGAGAUCCAAAGUCUCAGGGACCAGGUCCAAAGUUUGAGUGAAUCCCUGAAGACUGCAACAGAGCAGGUUCAGGCUAAAGAAGACUUCUUGGCAAAGAAAGAAUUGGAGAUUUCUCAGGAAAAAAAUACAUUCCAAAACUUGAAAGCAACCUCUGAAGAGGAGAUAAAGGGGCUUAGGGAGCAGAUCCAGGCUAAAGAGGAACAGCUUGUCACACUGGAAAAAGAGGGCUCUGUACAUUCUGACUUGCAACAGCAAGAGAUCCAAUGUCUCAAAAACCAACUAGAUGAUAUGCGUGUCUCUCUCACAAAAGCCGAGGAGCAGGUUCAGACUCAGCGAGCUAUGCUUACCAAGCAGGAGCAGGAUGGUGCUCAGCAGAAAGAGCUUCUACAACAACAGCUGGCAGCUUCUGAGGCAGAGGUGAGGAAGAUGAAAGAGGAGAUCCAAGUUAAAGAGGAACAGAUGAUACUGCUGAGAACUGACAGCUCAGAGCAAUCUGAUUUACUACAUCAAGAGCUCCAAAGUUUAAAGAAACAGGUUGAGACUCUUGACUCCUCACUGAGGAAGGCUGAGGAAGAUGUUCAGUCCAAGGAAGAUCUGUUGGCUCAGCAACAGCAAGUAAAUACUCAACAGAAAGAGUCAAUCCAGAGCCUACAGGAGCAAGUACAACAAAACAAAAUUCUGCAGGAACAGAUUCACUUGUGUGAAGAAGAUAUUCAAAAGCUAAAAGAAUCUCAUAGUGAGAAAGAGAGCCUCCUUCUCAAGGCUGAAGAGAAGCUUGAAGUUCUCCAGACAGAGUUGUCUGCUGUCAACAUCCUCAUAGCUGAAAAAGAUCAAAACCUCAACACUCUCAGAGAGGAGGUUGCUGCAAAAGCUAACUUGGUCCAAAAAGCAAAAGAGGAGGCUCAAACCAAUGAGAAAAUGCUGUCAAAGACACAAGAGGAGAACUCUAAACAGAGAGAUGUUCUUCAACAGGAGAUCCAGGAUCUGAAAGGGCAAGUGGAAACCAUUUCUCUAAAACUUGUGACUAAAGAGCAGCUGUUACUUGAAACUCAGCAGGGGUCUGCUCAGCAGAUAGAUAUCCUCCAACAGCAGCUCUUUUCAGUAAAUGCAGACCUGAACCAACACAAAGAGACACAAGCCACAGCCCUCAGACAGAAAGAAGCUGAACAGGAGAUUCAGGCUACCACUCUCAGGGAAAAUGAGCAUCUUGUCCGGGAAAAAGAAGUACUCAUGGCCAGGAUACUCCAGGCAGAAAUGGAUCAGCAAGCUCUGGAGAAAAAAGUUGAAGCCAUGGUCUUUGAGAAGGAGAGGCUUGUUAAAAACAAGGAGAUCUUAGAGAGGGAGAACAUAGCCUCCUGCAAACUGGAAGCUGUGCUACAGCAGGAGCUUGAAUUAUUGAAAAUGGAGAAAGAGAGACUCUUAAAAGAGAAAGAAAAAGCUGAAGAAAGCGAGAUGCUAAAGAAAGACCUGCAGGAACAGCUCUUAGCUAAAUCUGAGGCUGCACAACACUACAAGGCACAGAUGGAGAAGGCAGUGAGUCAUUACAAUGAGAAGAAGAAGCUUCUCCAGCAUAGCCAAGAGGAGGUGGAUGGACUCAAGCAUUCUUUGGAUGAGAGAGAGCGUGAAGUGAAGGCUAUUACAGUGGAAAACAAGUGUCUUCAACUGGAUCUGGAAGAGGCCAAAAGCAAGGAGAAGACACUUUUGAAAACUGUGGCCAGUUUGGAGGCACAGCUGGCCUAUGCUGACCAUAACCUGCGGGCACACAAUAAGAUUCCCGGAAAUGAAGGACAUGCGUCAGAGUCGCAGUACUUUGAGGUUCCCAAAGCACGCUUGAGUGUUCACACUAGAGUUCAGGUGAGGAGAACCUUGAGCUCUGACAGCCUGGACCAGAGCUCUCUGGAAGACUCUCUGAACAACACAAGGAAACUUUCAGCGCCUGACGAAUCAAGCACACCGCUUGUUCGCAGUUCAGAGCGCCUGGCAGCCAAGCGCCGGGGUCUACAUGCUGAGUCUCUGGAAACUUUGUACUUCACACCUAUUAACACCAGACAGGUUAACAGGACCAGUGCAGAGCACAAAAUGGAACUGGAUUCAGCAUGUAAAAAUGCAUCUUCAUCUGUCAAACGACGUAGGACCACGCAGGUUAUAAACAUCACCAUGACUAAGAAAACUCCAGGACGCAAUGAAGGUGAUGAGACUUUCUACAGCGUGGCCUCAUCUCGCUCCCAGCCGAACCUCUCCAGUACCCACGCUGCACGACCCGUGUCUAUGGAGCUUUUUGACACACCUGCCAAAGUGGCUGGAGCUGGCAGCGACCAGCUCAUCGGCCUGCCAGGUUAUCGACGGAGCACGAUACAUUCACAGACUGCUAGUACAUUCUGUGUGGGGGCAGAGAACGAGCCAGACGGUGCACCUGAUGACUGGAUGAGGAUUGCUGAGCUCCAGGCAAGGAACAAGGCCUGCCUUCCUCAUCUAAAGAGCAGCUACCCUGUGGAGUCUGAGUACUGCCGCACCGGUGCGUUCAUUUUCACAGACGAAGAGCUCCGUACCGGUGAUCCGUCUGAAACAAUCCGGCGGGCGUCUGCAUUGCCCAGUCAGCUGCAAGACUCUCUCGCCUCUCAUCGCCACUCCCUCAUGGUGGGGCAGAUGGGUCCCGCAGCCAGUACUCGUUCUCACCGUCUGUCCUUGAUGCCAGGCCAGCUGCCGUCCAGAACUGUCAGCUCCUCUCAGUUGAGAAGCCCCAAAGCCACAAAGCGCUCUGCAUCUACGUUAUCUCUACAUCAAACUUCGCCUGAGAAAAAGUAUAAGGCCAGCUGCUUCCCCCGUCCCCUCACUCCCAAAAAUAAGAACGUGAACAGUGGAUCUUCCAGCUCUCAACUUCGUCCUGCCCUCAGCCCAGCUGACCGCAGGCAGUCUAUGAUGUUCACUAUCGACAACACCCCUAAAAACAACAACUACCUAAAGAAAAGUCUAAACAAACUGCGCAGUUCCACCCGGAAAUCCCCGGGCACAAAUUCAAAGAAGACACCCGCUCAGACUGCGCGCAAGUGUCAGGAAAAUCUGCCCGCAGGAAAGUCCCGCGCUGGAGUGGAACGAGAAGGCAGAGCUGGCAGCUUUAAGUCACCCCAGGUUUCAAUGAAAGGACAGAAGAAGUCUCCUCAAGCCACCAGCAGGACUUCAAAGCCUCAAGGACUCACAGCUAGUGCUCGCAAGAAGUGUGUAUCUAUAAAGGAAGAAAAUCUUGCUGAAGUCUGAAAAGAUGAUGGGCAGGAUGAAGGUGUGAGGACUCGUUCCGAAAUUGGAGUUCUGAUCUGAUACUUUUAUUACUUUUUUUUUCAAAACAGUUAAUUUUUACUGUUGUCCUUCAGGACAAUCUUAAUCUUCCUUUUUUAUUUUCUCUGUAUUAUAUUUACAUGUUUGUCAAUAAAAAGACUUAAAUGGCA